This is a messenger RNA of Coregonus clupeaformis (lake whitefish), 6748 nucleotides long. RefSeq names its product protein Jumonji. The coding region runs from base 481 to 4380 and encodes 1299 amino acids. Gene Ontology annotation, biological process: chromatin remodeling. The transcript is spliced from 18 exons. Gene Ontology annotation, cellular component: nucleus. Gene Ontology annotation, molecular function: histone demethylase activity; DNA binding. The record is from RefSeq and is a predicted model, not a curated record. NCBI's taxonomy places the organism in Eukaryota, Metazoa, Chordata, Actinopteri, Salmoniformes, Salmonidae.
GCCUCGUUCAGAAUAGGAACGGUGCUGGAGUAGCCUACAGUCGUCGUCUGAUAGCUCCAGCCAAAACGGGACAUCGAACCUUUUUUAUUUUAUUUAUUUGGUUCGAUUUAAAUCCUCUUCUCAAAGAAGAUGUGACUCUUUUAAAAGAACAGACUAAUACUUUUAGAAUAUUCAUGUCGGGAGAGAACGCCGAGGGGUUUUCUGCGAAUGGAAGUUAUUUGUUGUGAAUUGUUUUGAAUAUGUUAUGGCGAAGUGAGUUUGUUUUUGGUUUGUCUCGGUUCGUCGUGGAACUUUAAUUUGGAAUCUAUCGAGGAAAACCACAUCGUCGAGGUAAACCCAGAGAUAGGAUUCUACAAAGCCAGAGAGCUCCCAACAGACCGGGGAUUUAAAUUGUGUUUGGUGUGCUCCGGUAGAAGCGAGAGUCAAAGAAAGAAAUUCAUGUGGCCAUUCUCUCUUUAACAAAAUAUUUUGGAUUGCAGAAUGAGCAAGGAAAGACCUAAGAGGAAUAUCAUCCAAAAGAAAUACGAUGACAUAGAUGGGAUCCCCUGGUCAGAGGAGAGGGAUGUGAGGAAGGUGCUCUAUCUCUCCCUGAAAGAGUUCAAGACUGCUCAGAAAAGGCAGGUCGGAGACUGCAUCGGAGAUGGAACCAAAUACACUAAUGGUUCCCAUGCCCGCGGCCAGCUUAACGGCUCAGGGCAGAAGGGCCACAAGGCUGACGGGUCGCGGUUCCAGAGCACCGAUGGUAGCAGCGAGUACUCUGAGGAUGGCCCUGCCAAGAAGAGGCCCAGACUGCAAGCACAGAGGAAGUUUGCCCAGUCUCAGCCCAACUCUCCCAGCACCACCCCGGUCAAGGUGUCUGAUACCGCCCUGCCCGCCCCCUCCGCUCACAUCAGAGACAUCUCCAGACGGAAACCCAAGACUGAAGACUUCCUCACCUUCCUCUGCCUGAGAGGUUACUCCUCGUGGCCAAAUGAAGGUUCGUCAGCGUUGCCCAUUAACAUGGCGUACUUUGGGAGCUCUCAGGAUGAAGAUGAGCUGGAUGAUGAUGAAGAGGAGUACGAGGACGUGAAGCCAGACGCCAGCGUGGCGUCUACUUCCAGUCAGUCCACGCCCAGGAAGGGCAAACCCCCAGGGAAACACGCCGUCAACGGCCACGUGUUGAACGGUCACAGCAAGGCACCCCGAGACAGCCCCAAGCCCAGAGGGAAGGAGUGGGUGCAGGUGAGGGAGCGCAGUGAGAGGGCCGAGGCACGGAGGGAGCAGGCCCUUAGCCAGCUAGAUGCUACAGCCAGGGGCCACACCUUACCCAGGAGCCACACUACCAACGGACUGCCCCACAGGAGGGCCGCAGAGGAGCUCUGCAAGCAGGUCUCUAAAGUGAACGGAGCCACACGGGCGUCCCAGGCAGGCGUGCACACGGCCGGUGCCAAAAAAACUAAAGACUUCAGACUGCCGUCUAAAACUGUGAAUGGCCAUGUCACAUACACCAAAGGAAAACGAGAACUGGUCAAGAAAACCAAACUGAACCAGCGCAAACACAGCACUGCUGCUGCCCAUAGAGCCCAUAGCAACAAUCACCACCACAACCACCUCCAGCGCCACCAGCAACUCCCCCUCUCCAACUCAGGAAAAGCCCAGAAUAGCAAAGCAAAAACAAGCAAACAGGUGCUAUUAUCCAAUGUGGUGCACAAGGUGGCCAAAGGCGGCGGAGUGCGCCUCAACGGCCGGCUCAACGGGCGCCUCUGUGCCAAGCAGGAGGUGGGCAGGCAGGGGCGUGAGGGGCUGAGGAACUCCAAGCGGAGGCUGGAGGUGGCGGUGGCGGCCAUCGGGGCGGUGGCUGACUCCCAGGGUAAGCUGGUCAUCCUGGAGAUUAACCCCAACCCUAAGAAGACCAAACAAAACCAGAGCAGCCCUCUGGAGACACGCAGUAAGAAAGCCUGUCAGGACAACGCCUCGGUCCCUAACGGACACAUCAUCAUGGAAACCACCCCUCCCCCCUCCCUGCUAGCCCCACCCCCUCCCUCCACACCACUAGCCAAUCCAGAGCCAGGGCGCCAGCGGCCCAAGCGGGCGUCAGCCGGCAAGCUGAUGUUCAUCAGACAAGCACAACAGCGGGCACAGACUGCCUCUAACCCUAACCACACCCACACCCUUAACCGCUCAACUACCUCAGAGUCCCCUGGCCACACCCCCGGGCAUACCCCUCACAAACCAGCAGAGCCCCGGCCUGAGAGGGAGAGGGAGAAAGAUAAAGAGAGGGCGGAGAGGAGCAGGGCGAGCUGGGCAGCGUUGGGUGAGGCGCCAGUGUUCUGUCCCACCCAGCGGGAGUUCCAGGACCCCCUGGUGUACCUGGACUCUGUGCGGGAGGGGGCGGAGCCCUGUGGACUGUGUCGGGUGGUUCCCCCGGCUGACUGGCGCCCAGAGUGCAAACUGAACGAUGAGAUGCGCUUUGUGACCCAGGUGCAGCGCAUCCACAAGCUGGGUCGUCGCUGGGGCCCCAACGUACAGAGGCUAGCCUGCAUCAAGAAGCACCUCAAAUCUCAGGGCAUCACCAUGGAAGAUCCCCCGCUCAUCGGUGGCUGCGAGGUGGACCUGGCUCGGUUCUUCCAGCUGAUUAAUGACAUGGGCGGCAUGCAGCAGGUUAUGGACCUGAAGAAGUGGAGUAAACUGGCUGAUCUGCUGCGGAUCCCGAAGUCAGCCCAGGACCGACUGGCCAAGCUGCAGGAGUCCUACCUCCAGUACCUGCUGUCUUAUGACUCUCUGACCCCCGAGGAGCACCGCCGCCUGGAGAGGGAGGUGCUGCAGGAGAAGGAGGGCCUGGAGCGCCGCAGGGGGCCCCUGGAGGGCCACACAGAGAGGAGCCUGGGCCUGCCACGCUACGAGCCCAAGAACGGGCUGGCAGGCAGUCUGGUGCAGCACAGCAACGGUCAGCUGUGCAGCCGGCUGAAGGAGCUGGACAGUCAGCAGCUCAAGGUGGGACGCCGGAGGCUGUUUGCUCAGGAAAAGAAGAAUGGGGAAAUUGCACAGCAGGAGGAAGAGGAGGAGGAGAAGGGGGUUCUCAGUGACCAGCACAAGUGUAUUUACAAGGGGAAAUCUGUAUCUCUCACCAACUUCUUUAGGAUAGCCAGGAACACCAUGACCAUGUGCUUUAACAAAGAGCCCGGGGCUGCUGAGGUCGAGCAAGAAUACUGGAGGAUAGUGGAGCAGAGGCACUGCCAUGUGGCAGUGCAUUAUGGGAAAGUGGACACCAACACACACGGAAGUGGCUUCCCCGUGGGAAAGUCAGAGCCAUUUUCUAAACAUGGAUGGAACCUCACUGUCCUCCCCAAUAAUUCUGGAUCCAUUCUGCGGCAUCUUGGAGCUGUGCCCGGGGUGACCAUUCCCUGGCUGAACAUUGGCAUGGUCUUUUCUACCUCAUGCUGGUCUCGAGACCAAAACCGCCUUCCAUACAUUGAUUACUUACACACUGGUGCUGACUGCAUUUGGUAUUCUGUUCCUGCUGAGGAGAAGGUGAAGCUUGACAAGGUGGUUCACACACUGCUGCAGGCCAACGGGACUCCUGGGCUGGAGAUGCUGGAGAAGAACAUCAUGAUCUCUCCAGAGGUGCUUUGUCGGGAGGGUAUUAAGGUCCACCGCACCGUCCAGCAGAGCGGUCAGUUCGUGGUCUGCUUCCCUGGGACCUUUGUGUCCAAGGUCUGCUGUGGCUACAGUGUGUCGGAAACCGUGCACUUUGCCACCCCCCAGUGGAUGAACCUGGGAUACGAGGCUGCUAAGGACCUGAAAUGCCGGCACAUAGCCAAACCCUUCUCCAUGGAGAAGUUACUCUACCAGAUCGCAACGGCCGAAUCCAAACGCGAGAACGGACACCUUCUGACUACAAUCUCCGCUCUUCUCAAAGACCUCAGGAACAUAGAGAUGAGACAACGGCAGGAACUGUACGAGGCGGGGCUUCUGUCCUCUGCCCGCUACGGAACACAUGACAACAACCUGGUGCCCGGCGACGGACGCAAGAAACCCAGGAAAUGGCUGGCGCUGGAGUCGUCAGAGAGACGCUGUCAGACCUGCCAACACCUCUGCUACCUGUCCAUGGUGGUCCAGGAGAAUGAGAAUGUGGUCUUCUGUCUGGAGUGUGCUUUGAGAUACGUGGAGAAUCACAAGUCCUGCAGAGGCCUGAAGAUGAUGUAUCGUUACGAUGAGGAGCAGAUCAACAGCUUGGUGAAGCAGGUUUGUGGCAAGGCCCUGGGGAAGACAACUGAGAAAUGUAACGGUGCAAGCCCCUUCAAACCACCACCCAAACGCGGACCCCGGAAGAGAGACACCGUGGAGGUGUCCCUGUCCCGCCUCUCCUCCUCCCACCUGUCUCCCGCAGCCGUCACAUGAGGACGUUAACACCCCCCACUGCCCCUCCAUCUUAGUUUGGAGAAUCACUGUUGUCCUUUUUAAAGAAAGAACAAAUAUUUCCAGCAUUUAAUGCCCCAAAUCUCCCCCACCCACACCCCUUACUAUGACAAACUACCCCACCCACCCCCUUAGUAUGGCAAACUUGUGAAAGCAAGCCGUCUUUUUUGCACUAGCACGGAAAACACGUUUUUCAGUUUCUUUAUUUUGGGUGGGGGGGUUAGUUGAUGUCGUCCUUAGCAUUAAUUGAAAAGUUCACAGGUAAAUGUUGUGCCCCUUGCACUGCCCCCCCUCUACACUGUUUGAGGAGAGGGUCAGAUUGGUCUCCCCCCCCCAGAUGGGUGCAGUCACACCCAUCGCCAUCUGUCACUCAACUGUGAACAAAGGGACGAACGGAGAAGGUGCUCCUUUUUUCAUUUUAUUGAAAUGACACAAGUAGAACCCAAAGUUUUCUCUCAUCUUUAGUUUUUGAAGAUGAGUUGUUUUUAUUCUCCUCCUCUGUCUGCAGCAGCUCCUGUUGUUCAGGGCCUGUUGCUCCCUAACCCACGCCAGGUAAAACUUGAAAGGAAGAUGUGUUUUGGCUGGCUUGUUUUAUUUUGGAUUUUAGCUUUGAUUUUAGAUUUUGAGAACGUCUUGUGUUUAUUUUGUCAUCGUUGUUUCCUUUUUCUUUAUUGCUUGUGAAACUAGCGGUGCCGUGGCUGUAUGUCAGAAACACAGCCUGGGUUGCCGUGGCUGUAUGUCAGAAACACAGGUUGCCGUGGCUGUAUGUCAGAAACACAGCCUGGGUUGCCGUGGCUGUAUGUCAGAAACACAGCCUGGGUUGCCGUGGCUGUAUGUCAGAAACACAGCCUGGGUUGCCGUGGCUGUAUGUCAGAAACACAGCCUGGGUUGCCGUGGCUGUAUGUCAGAAACACAGCCUGGGUUGCCGUGGCUGUAUGUCAGAAACACAGCCUGGGUUGCCGUGGCUGUAUGUCAGAAACACAGCCUGGGUUGCCGUGGCUGUAUGUCAGAACCACAGCCUGGGUUGCCGUGGCUGUAUGUCAGAAACAGACCUAGGUGCCGCUGGUCUCUGUCUCCGUAGUAGGAGGGAGGCCUCCUUCGCUAGCAAGUGAAAACUGUGCCUGAUACUCAACAAAGAGAUUGUUUUUGGUGCUGUUGGUUGUUAUUACUGUAUAACAAUACAAAAGAAAGAUGGGGUGCUGGCUAACUGCUAGACUCCUCUCCCACAGGGCGGUAGCCUCUAGGCUUUCCUCUCACACAGGGUUGGUGUUCUAGGUUCUCCUGUCCCACAGGGUUAGGUUAGGGUUCUAGGCUCUCCUCUCCCACAGGGUUAGGGUUCUAGGCUCUCCUCUUCUCGAUGUGCAAUCAUGUUAACAUUCCAUUCUUCCAGUCCUAUUGUUUCAUCUGUACCAGUAAACAUUAAUUAUUUCAUUAUUAUUUUCUAAUUUGAUUGUGUUUUGUUCUGAUGUGCGAGUAGAGCCACUAGUCAAAGGGUGUGAAAUGUGAAAUAUGGAAAUCCAAGUUCUUAUUUUCUUUAGGUUUUAUAUAUAUUUUUCCUUUUUCCCAUUUCAGAUGUAUUAUGAAUGAUUUGAGCAGAUAGUCCAACACAAAAACAUACAUUUUUGUACAUAAUCCUGUAAAUGUCUUUAAAUACUCAAGCCUUUUCUGGGGUGAAGGAAGGAAAAUGAUACCUCUAAAGGUAUUAGAGGAAGCAAGGGAGGAAGUGCUUGAUGAAGAAAAAGCCUUACGUUUUAGUUUCUUCAUCUGUGUGAGUUUGAUGCUUACAUAGUUGCUCUGGUUACGUGUAUACAUUUUAAGUGCUGCUUACAUCACUGAGACAAAGAUAUGGAGUAGCAAUGGCCCCCUAGGUUUUUAUUUUUUUUUGCUUUACUUUUUUAAAGAAAGGGAAAAUAUGUUCACAAAAAAAUGUUUUUACAUUUAUUACUGAAAAUUCAACAAUGUAGUAGCUCCUCAUGUUGCACUGAGCUUGCCAGUGGUGGCUGACAAGGUGAUCCUAUUAUCCAGUUUGUUGGUUGUUGUCCUUUACAGAAGACUAAACUGUUUUAGGAAUAUUUCAUUAAAACAAAGUUGGUCGUUUUCAACAAGAAAGUGGUUGUCAAGUUUUUAUGGCCUUACAAUGUAUUUUAUUCAGAUUUCUUUGCAAUUUUCUUUUUCUACAGUUUAAACUAUUGCUCACUGUCUGGCAAGUUAAUUUAUUAGCACUGCUUCUCCAUCUUUCCUUCCACUUGGAAAGAUUUCAUGUUGGUUAUAUUGCCAUUUUUUUACUUUUGCAGUUUGUACUAAAGGUUUAAUAAAAACGUACAGACAAUUCACUGUCUUUUCUUUUGAA